AUGUCGAUUGAUUUAAGGGAUACAUCACCGCCCAAUAGGGCCUUUUACAAAUGCUUCCAGAACUAUUAUCACUGUCAUACUUACCUCGAUCUAUUCCCCAGGUACUACACCGAUGUUCGCUCCAGCGUCAAUCAUUGGCAGUUGCGGGAUAUGCUUCAGGUAGACCCCUACCGGGGGGAAGUUCUCUUUGCGAAAGAAGAUAAAAUCAUGUCCAUCAAUAUAGCGGACGACUCUGAUGAGACAAGAUUCCAUUCCAAGGAUGAGUUGUCGUUGGACUACCUACCUAAAUGCUUUCAUCUGACAAACGGCGGAUUUAUGGUCACUGGUGGCCUCAUGACCCCCACAUCCAAAUUCAAAUCAAAUGGCAUUCCUCACUUAACCCAAGGCUCAGCUUCGUUCUCCUCUGCAGCACCACUUCAACAAACAUCUUCUACAUCUCCCUUGUCAUCACACACACAGUUGCUGCCACUGACACUCACUCAAUCUACAAUAGGUGCUGGCCAAGAGACCUUGUUCAAUGAGUAUUUACCAUCAAAAAGCUCUCCAAUCUCACCCUUAGUAAAUCUGGAUGGGAAUCGUGUGUCUAAAGCGGGCUCAGCCAGAAAGUAUAACAUUACUUCAUACUCAUCCAGAUCUUCUAAAGGGAUUCUUUCUUUCUAUAAUCCGGAGCUGAAAGAGUCUCACACUGUGGCCCUUGGUGGAAUGAUCAACAAUGCCGUUACCAUCUAUCAGAACUCGCUGCUGAGUUACACUUCUUAUAUCUGCAAUAACGAUUCAAACUUGUAUGUUGUUGAUAUCGAUCAGUCAAGAAAACUUACCCUUGAUCGUACCAUUAAUUGUGAAUUGAACACAUCGUUGAACAAUGUGGUAAGAUGCCCAAAAAACGAAAAGGUGUUGACUGUUACGGGAGAUCUGUCUUCCGUUUUCUUGGUGGACCCCACCUCUUCCAACUCCAAGAUUGCAACUAUUAAGACAAAGCAUGACUCAGGAUUUGGUAUGUCAUAUCACCCAAAUGGAACCACAUUUGCCGUUUCCUUCCAAGAUGGCUCUUGCUUGUUGUAUGACAUUCGAAAUUUACCGAAACUGGGUGCUGGAAACAAGAAAGACUCUGAGGCUCUUUUAGAGUUUAAGUCAACAAGAGCGGGACACCAGAAUGGAGCGUUCAGGUGCUGCAAGUUUUCCCAGACGGGUUUGAACGACUUGUUAGUUAUAUCUGAGCAUGUAGGAAGAGUGCAUUUGAUCGAUUUACAGAAGGCUUCCUCCAGCUCAACUACUUCUUCUGCAGGACACCAAGUUAUGGUUUUGCCAUAUGCCUUGGACCAAUAUAGUAAUUUUAAGAGACAGAAAAUCAGCGGGGAGCAUCUGUCUGACAAGAACGUAGAAAGAGAAAAGGACGAUGAAGGAACGUCGACUCAUUACAAGAUCCCAAUAUACGAGGAUAGUGAUAUAAUGGAAGACUUCCCAGCACCAUUGGUGUAUGACUAUGAUUACCUUGUCGAUGUUAAUCCACACAUAUUCAAGGAUUAUUCAUUCCAACCGGAUAGCGAGGAGUUUGGAAAACGACCUUACUUACCGUCACCGGAGGUAAACAUCCCGAAUCAAAAUCAUAUGUAUUCUGGUGGUAUGGGAUCAGGGAUGGUUAGUGAAGAUGAUUACGAUUUCUACAAUGAAUCAUCGCCAAGAUCAUCUGGUGGUGAUAGGAGUGGUUUAGAUAUUUUGUCUUAUCCAGGGCAUGACCACAUAACAGCUAAUGCUAGCCAAAUCAAUGGAGAGAUCAAUUUAUCAGGAAUAGAUUGGUACGGAGAGAAAUUACUAGUAGGGUGCCAAGAUGGGGGGAUUUUGACAUGGGAUAUGAAUACAAGGGGCAGAAAUUGUUCAGGGAACUUUUCCUAUGCAUAG
Messenger RNA from Dujonia railenensis, 1899 nucleotides. The record is from the annotation of a GenBank genome assembly. Lineage: Eukaryota; Fungi; Ascomycota; Pichiomycetes; Serinales; Debaryomycetaceae.